Messenger RNA from Hibiscus syriacus, 1086 nucleotides. RefSeq names its product fasciclin-like arabinogalactan protein 3. Bases 60 to 902 code for a protein of 280 amino acids. The record is from RefSeq and is a predicted model, not a curated record. Gene Ontology annotation, cellular component: plasma membrane. The transcript has a single exon. NCBI's taxonomy places the organism in Eukaryota, Viridiplantae, Streptophyta, Magnoliopsida, Malvales, Malvaceae.
UGCCCAAGUGGUAAGGCAGGAUUAAUCAGGCUUUGUGUUAAUCAGCUUUCCACACCGAAAUGGCUGUGACUACAAAUGCUAAAUCCGGAGCCUACCUCCUCUUCGUGGCUGCAUUCUUCCUGGCCUUGUCCACUACCUCUACAGCUUUAAACAUCACCAAAGCGCUUGCAGAUUACUCUGAGUACAGCACUCUCAGCAAUCUUCUCAAGCAGACAAAGCUGACCGAAGCUAUCAACCAUCGUCUAACCAUUACCAUACUAGCCCUGGACAACGAUGCCAUCAAAUCCAUCGCAAACAGACCCAACGAUGAACUUAGGGAAAUCCUCAUGAAUCACAUCAUCCUUGACUACUUCGAUAAGGAAAAGAUCCGAAAGCUGGGAAAGAAGAGUGCUCUUCUCACCACUCUGUAUCAAACCACUGGCUCGGCUUCGAACCAAAAUGGUUUCGUCAACAUUACAAGGAUUGCACCAGGAGAUGUUGUGUUUGGUUCAGCCACCAAGGGUUCACCACUAGUUGCUAAGCUUCUGGGUUCCGUCAUUUCCCAGCCUUUCAACUUAUCAGUGCUCCACAUUAGCACACCCAUUGUGGCUCCUGCCUUUGGUGAUCCCAUCCUUCCUCCACCACCACCACCGGGUUCCAAGCCACCGGCCCCUGCUCCCAAGAAGUCCAAGUCUAGCAGUAGCAGUGCCCCUAGCUCCGAUGCCGAAGAUGAGGCAGACUCCCCUUCUCCAUCCGACGCACCAGCUCCAUCUCCUAAAGCUGCCAAAAGGAAGUCGCCCCCCAAACCCAAAGAUUCUGAUGACAAUGAUGAAGAUUCUGAAGCACCUUCUCCUUCCGCUUCCUCUAGAGUAGUGUGGUCAUGGGUAAGCGUUGCUGUGGUGAUUGGAUUGAUAGCCUUCUAAGUUACGCUACGUGGGGAGCCAAACGAAUUUUAGCUUUAUAUUUAUAUUAUAACGAAAGCCGGGCUUGAGGAAAGCCUAAUCCCCGUUAUGAGAAUAACCGAAACACAAAGGUAUAAUUCAAGAUUCCCAUUUACCUGCUUUCACAAUGUAAUAGAGAGUUAAUAAAUUCCUAUUAUUUGUGAUA